UCGGCAUGCUGACGAUGAUGAAUGAAGAGCUACGUGAUAUUCCGUUAUUCUACGUGCUGGAUGGAAUCUGCAGCGUUGCGGAUGUGUCAUCAACAAAGAUGACAAAAUUCAGGUCGGCGUUGCUGCAUGCAGGAUUCCGUGUAUCUGGCUCUCACUGUCAUAGUGGCGCCAUCAAAACAGAUGCCCCCAGUGACGUCAUCUGGGACAUCGUUCGCUGCUUGGCGAAAGAGGAAGGUAAACUCGGCAGGUCAGUGGCCGGAUCUAAGGCAGAGGCGAUCCUGCGCAAGGAACCACUAUUGAGCGCCAACUUUGCGAUACACCCCGACGCCGAAGCAGCAUCGAAGCAAAAAGGUCUUCUACGAUUCCAGAGAAACCCUCUGCCGAACUGGGGACCCAAACUCAAAGCCAGACAGAGGCAAAGUGACGUGAGUGAGAAUUCUGGAGAGAGACGGAACGAGAGCAGCGAGGAAUACAUGGCGAGAAUCAGACACGAACGCCAGGGAACGAAAAGGAAACUGAAGAAGUUGAGAAAUCCAAAAGAUCUGAAAAGGUUCACCUGUAAGAGAUUCACACGGGGAGAGUGCACGCUGGGUGACCGCUGCUGCUACUCACACGACGGCCCCGCCGUCAGCAGCGCAAGAAUGUCUGCAGGCGCUCACCAGGUGUCGCUGAUCGAUGGCGGCCCGGCGGAAGAGGCAGGCAGGAAGGACUACGACGCAGAUAUGUUCACGGAAGACGUAAACCACCUCACGAUUUAUAGCCGCGUCAGACAAACGAACAAAUAAAUAAACACAAACACGAUUUAGCCGCGCCAGAUAAACAAAUAAAUAAAUAAAUAAAUACGAGGCCGGCUGACACGUUAUAGCGAUUAUAGCGAUAGAAGUCACUAGUUAGUAGUUCAUUGUUGCACUCCAGUUCUGGUUUGGUCUUAUGAUCUUGGUUUUGUGGCAGCAUCU
Priapulus caudatus is the source of this 956-nucleotide messenger RNA. Its product is annotated as tRNA (guanine(26)-N(2))-dimethyltransferase-like. Gene Ontology annotation, molecular function: metal ion binding; RNA binding. The coding region runs from base 6 to 785 and encodes 259 amino acids. NCBI's taxonomy places the organism in Eukaryota, Metazoa, Priapulida, Priapulimorpha, Priapulimorphida, Priapulidae. Gene Ontology annotation, biological process: tRNA N2-guanine methylation. The record is from RefSeq and is a predicted model, not a curated record. Gene Ontology annotation, cellular component: nucleus. The transcript has 7 exons.